AUGCCCGGCCUCGGUUUCAACUUAUGGGAUCACGUCAUGCUUGUCCUCACCUUCCGCCGAAACGACGGUUCCUAUCGCGACCCAGAUUUCGAACAAGAACUCCACAAAUUUCAAGAUAACCCGCGCAAACACGACGGCUACCUCACCCACCAACGUCGCACACAAGCCUUCGCGGUUUCCUCGCGCGCCAAAACCGACAACGAAGGCGACUGGGGCGACCUCCAAGUCCAAAUGAUAGACCAACCCUUUAUCGCCGAAAACCCGGGCGGGGCAGUUUGGGAAUGCAGUUUAUCCCGCCCAAAAAGCGUGGGGCAAUUCGUCUUCAAUACGACCGCUUAUCUUGCAGGGCAAACUGCGAAUGGGCAGUUGGGUAACAGCAAUUUCAAAUAUUUUAGCGAUCCCACCGACAUGGACGCACUUAUCGAGGGGAUUAAUCUCGCCAUCAAAAUUAUGGAGGGGACAGAAGCCUUCAAAGGGAAUAAUUACACGUUGGACGAGUCUUUCAUUCCCCCGGCUUGUCUGGAAUUCCCGCGUAGAUCUCCAGAUCUGUGGAAGUGUGUCCUAAAAAGGUUGGGGACAACGCAGUGGCACUGGUCGAGAACUUGCAAGAUGGGCAAGGAGAAUGACCCCAUGGCCGUGGUUAACUCGAAAAUGGAGUAA
Messenger RNA from Folsomia candida, 660 nucleotides. RefSeq lists its product as uncharacterized. The record is from RefSeq and is a predicted model, not a curated record. Gene Ontology annotation, molecular function: flavin adenine dinucleotide binding; oxidoreductase activity, acting on CH-OH group of donors. The transcript has a single exon. The coding region runs from base 1 to 660 and encodes 219 amino acids. Lineage: Eukaryota; Metazoa; Arthropoda; Collembola; Entomobryomorpha; Isotomidae.